UGGCGACCGUUUUGACAGGAUCUUUCGUUCCUAAGUAUUCACCGGUGUAUGUGCAAAGUUAAUUCUUGGGGUUAUUUUUCAGGCAGCAUAUUUUCACCUCCUCGUGGUUGUCUUGUGUAAAUUUAGUAUUCUGUGUGAAUAAUAGUGGUCAUUAUGGUUGUUAAUGUAUUAGAACUCCUUAGCGGAGAGGGGUGGCAAGAGAGGCUUGCAGAGUUGAAUAGGGAAGACUUGGAAAUUGUAGCGCAGCAUUUUGAAUUGGAAUAUGAAGUGUCCAUAAGAAAGGGUGUAUUGCUAUUGCAAAUUUAUGAAUAUGUUAAAACUGUAAAGGCAGGUGGGGAACAAGAAGUGAAACCUGAUAAAGGACUGUUGUCGGUAGAAAUUUUGGAUAGGCAAAUUGCUCUGAGGCAGAUGGAGUUUGAAAUAGAAAAGUUUAAGGCAGAGGAAAGAGAAAAAGAGAGGCAGCAUGAGAUUGCUAUGAGAGACACAGGUUCCUCAUCUUCCCCUCCCCCUUCCCCAAAUAGGUCAGUAACGCCUGCUAUUAAUUUAGCGCAGGCUCUCAAAUUUGUGCCUAAAUUUGAGGAAAACAAUGUAGCAGAGUUUUUUGUAUCGUUUGAGAGGAUUGCAGCAAGGUUGGAGUGGCCCCAAGAGUAUUGGACCACUCUUAUACAAAGUAAAUUGGUUGGAAGAGCUCAGAGGGUGUAUGUAACUCUGGAGGAGGAUCUGUCAUCAGAUUAUGAGAGUGUGAAGGCUAUUGUCUUGAAGGCCUAUGAGUUAGUCCCUGAAGCCUAUAGGCAACGCUUCAGGAACUUAGAAAAGAUUGUGUUGGUUACGUGGCGGUGAUCCUUCGUUAUCCGAGGGAUGGAGGUUUACGCUUGGAGGAGUUUGCCUCAGUGUGUUUCUGAGCCUCCAACCUUGAAGGGCACGACUAUUGCAGUUGAAACUAUAUUGACUCCUCGCCCUAUUGCAGAGCUACGUCUUGAAGCUGUAUAGCACAUUGGAUAUACUUUCUCUGCAUCAAGGAUAUUUUAUU
Macrobrachium nipponense is the source of this 1030-nucleotide messenger RNA. RefSeq lists its product as uncharacterized. Lineage: Eukaryota; Metazoa; Arthropoda; Malacostraca; Decapoda; Palaemonidae. The coding region runs from base 154 to 840 and encodes 228 amino acids. The transcript has 2 exons. The record is from RefSeq and is a predicted model, not a curated record.